Messenger RNA from Gigantopelta aegis, 7595 nucleotides. Its product is annotated as importin subunit alpha-6-like. Gene Ontology annotation, cellular component: nucleus; cytoplasm; nucleoplasm. Lineage: Eukaryota; Metazoa; Mollusca; Gastropoda; Neomphalida; Peltospiridae. Gene Ontology annotation, molecular function: protein binding; nuclear import signal receptor activity. The coding region runs from base 104 to 1717 and encodes 537 amino acids. The record is from RefSeq and is a predicted model, not a curated record. The transcript is spliced from 14 exons. Gene Ontology annotation, biological process: NLS-bearing protein import into nucleus.
CUCAGUGUGCGAAAACGAAGAAAGAACUUGUCACGCUUUAUAUUUUUCGAGAUAUUUGACUAAAGCAACGAAAUUUCAAAGUAUAUUACACACUGAUCAGUAAAUGCCUGUAGAGAUGUCUGAUGCGCCAGCUCCAACCAAUCACCGCUUAAAAUCCUACAAGAACAAAGCAUUGGACUCCCAGGAACUGCGGAGGCGACGUGAAGAAGAGGGAAUUCAACUUAGAAAGCAGAAGAGAGAUGAACAGCUGUUCAAGAGACGGAAUGUGUCUAUUCCGACGGGGACUGACGACAUGACAGUCAGUGAUCUCCAGGAUGCCACUGUGUCAUCAACUGUACCAGGAGGAAUAUCCCCAGAGAUGAUUCAAGCGUUGUACAGUGAUAAUGCUGAGGAACAGGAAGCUGCCACUCAGAAGUUUAGAAAACUUUUAUCUAGAGAACCAAACCCACCGAUAGAUGAAGUGAUACAGACAGGAAUUAUUCCCAGAUUUGUUGAAUUUUUACAGAAAGAUGGAAGUUGGACUUUACAGUUUGAAGCAGCAUGGGCACUAACAAACAUUGCAUCAGGAACUUCACUCCAAACACGAGUAGUAAUUGAAGCCAGCGCUGUACCCAUCUUUAUCAGACUGCUUAGUUCAGAAAUAGAAGACGUCCAAGAACAGGCUGUGUGGGCACUAGGAAAUAUAGCAGGAGACAGUCCGGAGUGCAGAGAUUAUGUCCUGGGGGAAGAAAUUCUUGUACCAUUGUUACAAUUACUUAGUAAAAGCACCAGUUUAUCUAUGACAAGAAACGCUGUGUGGUGUUUAUCUAAUUUGUGUCGAGGUAAAAAUCCUCCACCAGAUUUUGCAAAGGUGUGUCCCGCACUGCCGGUCCUCGCCCGCCUGCUGUUCCACACCGACAAGGACGUACUGGCCGACUCCUGCUGGGCUCUGUCCUACCUGUCGGACGGACCCAACGAGAAGAUCCAGGCUGUCAUCGACUCUGGGGUCUGCAGGAGGCUCGUCGAACUCCUCAUGCAUAAUCAUCAGAGUGUGGUGGCUGCGGCUCUCAGAGUGGUGGGAAAUAUCGUCACAGGUGAUGAUUGUCAAACACAGGUUAUUCUCAACUGUUCAGCGCUGCCAUGUUUGUUACACCUACUAAGUAGCUCAAAAGAGUCCAUACGGAAAGAGGCGUGCUGGACAAUAUCAAACAUCACAGCGGGCAACCGAACACAGAUACAGAAUGUCAUAGAUGCUAAUAUAUUCCCUGUGCUAAUCAGUAUUCUUGGCAAGGCCGAGUUCAAGACACGGAAGGAAGCGGCGUGGGCUAUUACAAAUGCUACAUCGGGUGGUUCACCAGAACAAAUCCGGUUCCUGGUGGAGCAGGGCUGUAUAUCUCCACUGUGUGACUUGCUGACGGUGAUGGACAGUAAAAUCGUCCAUGUUGCCCUCAAUGGCUUGGAGAACAUUCUACGUCUGGGUGAGCAGGAUGCCAAACACAGCAACAACAUGAAUCCCUAUGCUGUUCUCAUCGAGGAGUGCUAUGGUCUAGAUAAAAUAGAGUUUUUACAAAGUCACGAAAACCGUGAGAUUUAUCAGAAAGCGUUUGACAUUAUUGAGAAAUAUUUUGGAACCGAGGAAGAGGACAAAGUGAUUGCUCCACAGAUGGAUGAGAAUUCUCAGCAGUUUCAGUUUGGUGUUCAGCAGCAGAACAAUCCUGUUGGUGGAUUCCAGUUCUAGGUGUUUGACACUGUCGUGGUAGCAUGACGUGUGACCAUCGCGUCCACACGCUACUAGUCCUCUCGUCCAUUGGGAUCACUCGCGGAACACAUGCAAGUCACACCCUCGACAGCCGUCGUCAUGCCCGUCCCCAUGCCCAAAUUCUGGUCUGUCCUUUUGAAGGGUGAAGUCUGUGUUCCAGGGUGAUCGUUCUCCCCAUUGUCUUUCGCGGAUCCCGCAGUACGGCAGAGAAACGCUGUCUGUCCCAACAAAACUCGUCUGGAAGAUGAACCAGUGUGCUGAGCACUUAUUUAUAUUGCUAAUGCUUCCUAGACUUCAUGUGACUGAGAAUCUUUACAGAUUGUUUUCCAAUGCGUCAGACUUGUGUCCCCAAACCCUGUGAUGAUUUCGACUAUCUCGCUGAAUAGUGUUGAAAGUUGUUUUAAAAGUUUCCACACCGAUUGUUCCUUACUGCUUUUAAAACAUUUUCAAGAGAAGAUCUGUCAGUGUCUUGCAACAGAAUAUUGUUAAAAUAUGUAAAAAUACAAACAUAUCCCAUGACAAUUUGAAAAAAUAUUUCUGCCAUUUUUAAUGUAAAAUGUAUCCCAGCUGCAGUUGUUUCCCUUAUGUACAUGGAGUUGUACACCUUGUGAACCUGUUCAGUUACUUGUUUGCGUAGAAAUAUAUUUUUGUUUUUAAUGUAAAGUAAUUGUAAAUUUUUUGCAUUGUUAAGAAUAACUAAGUAGUGUCAGUGUUUUAUUUCAAGGACAGUGCAGAUAUAUGUCCCUAUUGACUGGAAAUCAAUUUUCAUUAACAAUCUCAAGUUUGAUCAUGUGACUUUGAACUUGUGAUAUUCCUGUGGUGCAUACCAUUGUGCAAGACUGAACAUCAAUAGAUUACUAUGAAUUGUAUUGUAGGAUAAUUGAAAAUAAUAAUGCUUGAGGAUAAAAAGGAACUAUACAACUAUUAGUGAUAAGAAUUGUUAAAAUAUAUAGGAAAAGUUGUAGAAAAAUUUGGCUUUGAUGAAUGUUUGCCACAGAAGCAGUUAAAUCCAGUGAAUAAAGAUAUUCUUUAAAUGUACUAAAUUCUGACAAUGUUUAUCAAGCAAGAAUGUUACUAUCAACAUUUAAAGAUUUGAUUGUUCUAAGUUUCUCAAUAAGGUACUGAGUGUGGCAAACAUUGAAUUAGGUUUAUCAUGCUAGGCUGUUGUUUACAGUUGCAACCCUGACAGUUCAGCAGUUUUCAUUUGCCAGUAUUACAAAAUAAAUAAUCAAGUAAGAAAAUUGACAGAAAAUUUAAAGUUCCACAGCAAAAUAAAUGCCAGCAAUCUGCACAGAACAACCUAUUGCUGUGGUUAAUUGACAGGGUUGCAUUUGUCCGAUGUUUGUUUAUUGCAGUUCCUGUUUGGAGCUGUUUAAAAAGUCUUUAUUGUGACAGAAUUGAAAUAACUGGAUUGAUUUACUUAAUAUUAUAAUUAUAUUAUUGAAAGUUAUUCCUGAGAAUGCAGCCUCCUAGAACCUAAAACGAGUAUUGACAGAGAGCGGAAGUAUUACAUAGAUUACAGCCAUAUUGUGGUGAUUCUACAAUAUUCAAAUAGAGGAGACAUUUUGUAAACUAAACAUUCACUUUAUCUGAAUGAGAUUUUCUAAUUUAAAAUGUUUAUUAUCUAUUGUAAAGGCCAUCAUAUGAUAAAUUGGUUAUAUCCAUUUUAACAAACUACCAAAAUACUUAUUUACAAAAUACAAAAGUAAUAGUAUUAUGCUAGUAUAUAAAUAGUAAUUAUUUCUGGCUAUAUUGAUAAUGACAGCAGAUGCGAGCAUUAGUUUGUACAUCUGUUCUGAAUAGUUUUCAGUGGAUAGUUUCCAUUCUUCCUCUGUUUAUUAGUAUGUGGUUCAGUGCCACACCCUUUUGCUGAAUUUACUGCAUGGAUUGAUGUGAAUCCCGCCCAGUAAAGUGAUUCAUGAGGUCAUGGCUACUGUGACUGAGGUUGAAGUCUCAUUUGUACGAGUCUAAAGGCUCCUAUAGUUUAAAUCUGUAGGCUCCUAUAAUGUGAGUAUGUAGACUUCUAUGGGCUCCUAGAGUUUGAGUCUGUAGUCCUGUCAUGUGAGUCCACAGUCUAUAAUUAUGUAAGUCUUUGUCUCUUGUUUUUGAGAUGUUCAAGUCUUCCAUUAUGGGAGGCAGCUGUCUCCUCUCAUUUGAGUCUAUAGACAAGUCUGUAGGUGAGUCUAGUCUGUAAUCUGCAUUUUGCAAGUCUUAUAGUGUUAUAAAUCAGUGUAUGUGCUCAUCACACAAGGUUGCUGUAUACGGUUUCCUGAGGCUGCAUUCCCAGGAUUGUGUAUCAUUGUUGUGCUGUAGAAUUAACAGUAGGAACUAUUUGGGGAAUUUGGUAUUUGAUUUGUAUUGUGUAUCUAGGUGAAAACUUCGCUAUUCUAUAAUGCAUUGCACUGGGAUGUUCUCUGUGAUGUUCAAGUAAGAAUUAUUUAUUCUGCAGUCGGUCAUAAUCAUCUUUCACAAAUAUAUUUAAACUGAGCUGUCCAAAGAUCAUCUUUUUGAGAAAAUCAGUUUAAAACCAAAUAUUGGGAUUGUUUUCUUUCAUUUAUACUCCUAUAAUCUGGUGUGCUUCACUAGUCAAAGCCUUGCAAAUUCUCUUUUAGAAUGAAAACAAGAGCUGCAAGAGCUGUAUAAUUAGCUUAUACCUAGGAUGUAUUUUAAUUCCAGUUGUUUGAUAAUGACUUUGUUUUCAAGGUUGGGUAGAUGGCUUAUAUGGCUUCAAGUGGACAAUAUAAGACAUACAUAAUUCUUGUUUUGUAUUAAUUAAAUUGAUUCAUGACAGAGAUCAACUAUAAUUGAUAACCUUGUAAUAUUUUGUCUUAAACUAAAGCUUAAAUACGAGUACAAAGCAAAACACAGGGUGGAAUUUACAAGCUUGUUUUUGUGUUAAACACGUGAUUACAUACAUUUACAAUGCUUAAAACCUGGGUUUAAGAAAAAGGGUUUGUAAAUUCUGCCCAUGCUGUCUUGUAUAGUGUAGUUUUAUAUUUCUCUUGAAAAUGACAGUUGAUUAAACCAGUGGUAAUGUAUUAGUGGAAGAGUGGGAGUGAGAAGUUUUAACUUUAUCUUACAAGAGUGACGUCCUUUAUUAUUUUCACAAACCAUGUGCACCAAGAAUACAAAUACAUGCUGUAUUCAUCAAGAAUUGAUAAUUGUAGACAAACUUCACAUGUAGUAACAUUACAAAUGGCUAUUAAUAUCAUUUUGAUGCUAAAUAAAAACUUCAUUGGUAGUUAUUAUUCUAUGAGAUAUUCAAGGCUUAAAUCUUGGAAUUUAGUUUAAAAUAUUUUGAAACUGUUAAUUUAAUUGUCAAGAUUGGGGGGGAUGGGGUGUCUUUUUUCUAAAUUUCUGUUACAGGAUGUACAUGAAAUAUUGCAGCACAUCUUGCUUUGAAGUGAUAAAGUGAUUUAUUCAACAUUGACGCAGAUAAUGGUGAACAUAAUAAAGGAUGUUACAGUCUUGGAUUAUGUAGUAAGUGCAAACAUGCAUACACACAUGCAGAUUAAACAACAGAUAUAUAUAGAUACAUAUAUAUAUAUAUAUACAUUCACUCAAACAAGUGGGUUGGGUGGGGUUGGUGUUCCAAGGGAAUAAUGCUACAAUUGGUCGUAGUGUUUGUAAAGAUUACUGAAAUAAUUUUUGGUUUUCUGUUAGGGGGAUUGUUGGUAUCUACAUUUCACAUGUUGCUUACUAAAUUUUGAAAUCUAAAACUUGCUGUUAGAUGUUAAAAGUGUAUUUGUUGUUAAUCUGAAUACAUAAGCGUGUAUGUGAUGUUGUGUAUGGCAGCUUAUGUAAGUUCUAAAUUUGUGUCUGUAUUAACAAAUGGUGUGAGAAAUAUAACUGGGUUUGGCUGUGCAUGGUACACAGCAUGAAAUAAGGACGUAGUAGCAGUGUGUGCACAUGUGAUGCAAAUAGCUAAAUGUAACAGAGGUGAGAAAACAGUGUGGGAAGUAGGGACGUGUAACAUUAACGGUAGGUGCCUGGAAGAAAGUUGUACUUCUGUCAGCAAGAAAGGAUGGGUAGGUGGUGGCUGCAAGUUAACGUAACAUCACAAUUAGGUGGAUGUUGAGAAGGAUGUAGUGAUAAUGAUUGGCAACUCAUUCAAGUUGUAAAUGUAACUUUAAUGUUUUAUGUUUUGAAUGAGAUGUGAUGGUGAUGAUGGGAGACUCAUACAAGUUGUGAAUGUAACGUCAACAUCAGGUGGAUGUCAAGAAGGAAGUAGUUGUGUAUGAUGGGUAACUUGUACAAGUCGUGAAUGUAACGUCAACAUCAGGUGGAUGUCAAGAAGGAAGUAGGUGUGUAUGAUGGGUAACUUGUACAAGUCGUGAAUGUAACGUCAACAUCAGGUGGAUGUCAAGAAGGAAGUAGUUGUGUAUGAUGGGUAACUUGUACGAGUCGUGAAUGUAACGUCAACAUCAGGUGGAUGUCAAGAAGGAAGUAGUUGUGUAUGAUUGGUAACUUGUACGAGUCGUGAAUGUAACGUCAACAUCAGGUGGAUGUCAAGAAGGAAGUAGGUGUGUAUGAUGGGUAACUUGUACGAGUCGUGAAUGUAACGUCAACAUCAGGUGGAUGUCAAGAAGGAAGUAGGUGUGUAUGAUGGGUAACUUGUACAAGUCGUGAAUGUACGAGUGAUGUAGUUUGGGAGGUAUCAUUGAAAAUGGUGGAAUGCGUAAAUGUGAUGCAAGUAGCCACAUAUAUUUGUGAAGUGGUGCAAGUAGCAAAUACAGUGGUGAACUGGGACCAAGCAAGUUGUGAGUGUAAGCAGCUGUAUGUGAAGACUGAGCUAGAAAGAGAGGUGUGCUUGGUGAAUGUGUGGUGCAAGUAGCUGAAUGUAGCAGUGGGGUGUUAACUGUAUGACAGUUAUGUUAAUCUACCGGUAAUGUGUGUGUGCAUGUGUGUGUGCAUGUUGCAUGUUAAAGUGUGGCUAGAUGGUGUGAUAGCAUUAAGAUGCAACUGGUGUAUCAGCAGGGUACAUGGGACCAUGUAGGGUGUGGAUGUAGCAGGUCGUAUGUGACCGCAUGUCAGGUGUGGGUUAUGGAAGUAUGAGUGCAGUUACUGAAUGUGAUUGUAUGUCAUUGCGUCACAUACAGGUAUUUAUGUAUGAAUGUAUUGCUUAGCUGGCUACAUAGAGUAGAGUGGAGUCCAGUACACAAUAUAAUUGCUUCGUAUGAGAAUAGUCAAUUGCAUAGCAACCAAUGAAAUCAUAAUGUUGUCUUGUCACCAUCGGCUAUUGUACGGAGCAUCAUAUCAUGCAAAGUUGCCUGUAAGGUAACUGACAGGUUUGUGAUGGUGAGGAAGAGAGUUCGUGCGAGACGAAGGUCACAAUGAGUUAGGUGCUAAAAGGGGUGGGCUACGAUUAUAUGUAACAUGUGGUGACAUGUGAAAUGUGGUAGCAUAUUGCUUCUCAAUGUGUACUCGUUUUGGUUUUCUUUAAAAGAAAUUUAGACAUGGGCAGGCAGCCCUCUUUUUUUUCUGUUUUAAUAGCAAAUAAAUUGUGAGCAAAACAAACUUUUAGUUUGCUCAAAGAUGAAAGUGCCAAGUAUUGACCAAUGUUGAAGAUUUGAAAUGGGUAUGCUGGGCAAACAGGCUCUGUAAGAUGUAAAUGUUUUAUCAAGUGCCUGUGCCUGCAGAAGUUCUGGGGUGGGGUAUGGGUUGAAUGGGUUUGGGGGGUGGGGUGUUCAUGCAAGACACAUGUACAUAGUAUAAACCCAGGCAUUUUGUAUGUACAAAAAAUAUAUAUACAUGAAACAUAAUGCCAAAACUUUUUUCACAAACAGUGACGCACAGGUAAACGACAUCUUGAUGUAUGUUCUUUAACUUGUGUAGAAAAUAAACAACUUGCCAUUCA